Haliotis rufescens (red abalone) is the source of this 8451-nucleotide messenger RNA. Its product is annotated as D-glucuronyl C5-epimerase-like. Gene Ontology annotation, cellular component: Golgi apparatus. Bases 831 to 2588 code for a protein of 585 amino acids. NCBI's taxonomy places the organism in Eukaryota, Metazoa, Mollusca, Gastropoda, Lepetellida, Haliotidae. The record is from RefSeq and is a predicted model, not a curated record. The transcript is spliced from 9 exons. Gene Ontology annotation, biological process: heparan sulfate proteoglycan biosynthetic process. Gene Ontology annotation, molecular function: heparosan-N-sulfate-glucuronate 5-epimerase activity.
CAGCAGAGCAGGCAGUAACGGCAACCACGGAAGCCCUCGCAAUCCUGUAGUCGACCAGCUAGUCCCAGAGUCUCCCAGUGAAGAAUCAAUUAUCAGUGUACUCGGAGCUAUUAACAGUUGCUCCUGUCUGUGGAGCCAAGCAAAUGGCGGACAGUUGCUCCCUCUGCUGACGACUCCCAAGAUAAAAAGACAAAGAACUAUUCCUGUAAAUAAUUACCAUAUUGGUUCCAGGAGGCAAGAGAAUGGGCCAGGAGUUGGUGGAGAUGUGUGGCACAUAGCCAAGCCCAUAUCCUCUACCUCUGUUUUGGUUUGAGUCCAUGGAUUCGUUCCUCCAUGGGAUAUUGAAGCCCAUGUGUGUUUUAGACUGACCGAACAGAGUCCAGUUACUGAGCGACCUGUCGGACAAUCCAACGGAUAUUUUGCCAGCGGACAAGCUCCACCACUAGUGCACAGAUAUACAUGGUAAACUGCAUGAGAGAAUGCCCCUUACAUAACUGCCUUGACUAAGUAGCAAUAUCAGGUUGUUUCUUGUUGGUGGGUAGGUCUCAUAAACCAACUGAAAAAAAUAAGGUCUAAAGGCUGCUGUGAUUGCUGUCAAUAUUGAUACUUGAUGCCGUGAUAUACAUCCCUUGAUGUCAACAUAUCAUCAUCACGUCAUCUAUAACUGUAACUUGGGUAGCACAGGCUUGGAUGUACUUGCGGAGUGAUGGAUUUUACUGAGCGUGUGCAGCCAACAUGUAGAGUGCUCAUGACUGAUGACUUGUGAGAAGUAAUGGACUUUACUUCUGUUGAAAAUCAGAUGCGAGAUGGCCGUAUGAGGCAAUCUGAGGAUGCGAAGGAGUAGAAUCAUCAAGUUCUUCGCGGCACUGGUCGUGUCGUCUGCCUUCUUGUCUGUGUGUCUAUGGAGUCAGUGCACCAUCAACAGGCAAGAUAACAACUUCUACAGAGAAGACGUUACAGGCGAGAGGAGCUACGAUGAUCACAUGAACGUCCCCCGGGGGACCAAUUCCAUCAAAAACAAGGACACGCCCCUCAUCAAGUACAAGGAGAUUGAUUGUGUCAUCAAUGACGACUAUGCCGUCAAGUGUCGCCGGGAGGGAAGUGAGGUCUAUGUACCUUUCCGGUUCAUCCAGGACUACUUUGAGAUAUAUGGUUCCAUUGUCAACACAGACGGUUACGACCGACUGGAAUGGCAACAUUCGAAUUCAAAGAUCCACAAACCUCGACCCAAAUAUUCUCCCAGCGGCAUUUUCAUGUCGUUCGAGUAUUACAACGUGGAACAGAGGGACCGAGUAAAAUGCAUCAGUGGCUUCGAAGGUGUACCAGUCUCCACACAGUGGACUCCAGAAGGUCACUACUACCCGAUACAGAUCGCCCAGUAUGGCUUGAGUCACCACAGCAAGUACAUGAUGGAUGGAGAGCCGGAUGUGAUAAUCCUGGAGGAUGGAGAGGAGGACAGCCCUGCAGACUGGAUAGUCCCAGAACAGCGGUCAUUUGCUGUUUUGAAGAAUGAUGCCUCCAAGUUCUCACAUGUAGUACAAUUUUUGACAUCAGAUUCCACCAAGCUCCCGGGUAUAAGAAUUGUUGCUGAUGAAAAAGUGAACAAGUAUGUAACAGCCGACCUGAAAUUUUCCACCAACGGCAGUUUGACUGUGAGUGUGGAGACCCUCAGUACUGUUGUGUUCAACCUGCACUAUGUCCUGAGCAACACCCUCAUCAUAUGCGAGGGCAAAGACAUCUACUACGGCCUCGGGGACACAAGAGGACGAUGGCACCACAUAGCAAGGGAUAUAUCUAUAGACCUUCAGAAGGGCCUUGGAUUGAAAUAUUCCAAAACAAAACGAAUUAAAAUGAAAUAUCAGUUUUCCAAAAUUCGGGAGAUCACCAUACGGGGUCAUGGCCACCUGGAUAAUUUGACGUUAUCAUCAUCAGCACAUUUGGAGCAUUUCUAUGAUGCUGCCAACUGGUUGGUCAGUCAUCAGAAUGACCGUGGAGGAUGGCCAAUCGCUGUGCGGCGUAAACUCAUUCCGAAUCUGCUCGAGCUUCCCCCAGGGUGGUACUCCGCGAUGGCCCAAGGUCAAGCAAUGUCACUUCUUGUAAGAGCAUACUGGAAAACAAAGGCCCAGAAAUAUUUAAUAGCCGCUAUUGAUGCAAUGAAAUUGUUUGAAAUCAGUAGCGAACAGGGAGGAGUGUUGGCAAAGUUUGCAGGAGAAUACGACUGGUAUGAAGAAUAUCCUACGACUCCAAGCAGUUUUGUGUUGAAUGGAUUCAUAUAUUCACUUCUUGGUCUGUACGACCUUAAAGAAACAGCCUCAGGUGAAGCUGCCGAUAUGGCAAAUAAUUUGUAUAAACGUGGAUUGACUUCUCUUAAGUUCAUGUUGGGUAUGUUUGAUACAGGCUCGGGAACGUUUUACGACUUGCGGCAUAUUACUUUAGGUCUGGCCCCAAACCGAGCUCGUUGGGAUUAUCAUACAACACAUAUCAACCAAUUACUGGAGCUCAGUGUUAUAGAGCGGGAUCCGUUAUUCAAAACAACGGCAAAUCGGUGGACAGACUACAUGAAGGGGAAGAGAGCGAAACACAACUAGGAAAUAUCAGACGAAGUCUCCUUCCUUUUUCAUGUUGUGUUCAUGGAUUCAAGUGAUAGUGUAUAUAAGGAAAGGAAAGAGUUCACUUUCAGAGAAUCAUGAUGAAUUGUGGACGAACCGAUGUAUCAUUUGUGAUCUCUCGACUUCAUGGAACUGAUGUCAGUCUGUCCUUCUAAACCUGAAUUUAUUCCUCUUUCAUCAAGCCCAGAAUAUGUGAUGUUCGAACAGAUUGGUACAUUUGACAAAGAUGCUCAAUUUUGGCGUUCAGGAUGAGGUGCGUGCACAGCAUCUGUGCAAUGUUGGUGUAAUUAAGGCUGUCAUUGAUGCAGCGCCGAGUUUGGUUGUGAUUCCACUGUGACAGAGAGAUUCAAAACUUUAAGACUUCAUCUGAUUGUUAAAAUACAACGCUCAUUUCAGAGUUCAGUUUUCUCCAAGGAUGCUCUUUGGAUGAAUCUUGAUUGAUCUGUACAAUUUGAAGAAAAAAAUAUUCACAAGUAUACCAGUUUUCUACAUACAUUUAAAUCUCAACUUGUAGCAAAAAAAGAUACAUCGUGUUGUGAUAUUUUUCUGAAAAUUGUGGGGAAUUAGGAAUAAAGUGUCCCUAUCAUUUAAAAUUUAAAUUCUAUAUGUUGUAUAGGUUGAGAUGUCUUUGAGAAAGGGUCUUGUAAUUUAGUGAAAGGUGUUUAUUAUAGGUCAAAUAUGGGUUAUACAAUAUGUAGGUCACCAUAUAUCAAGUAUCCAUCAUUAUUAAUACAGUGAUAUUGUAUAAAUGUGUUGGACAACCCUUUUGUCUCAUGUGGCUGUAGAUAUUCAGUGUGAACUCGCUACCUUUCUGACCUUUCAAAGAUGUCAGUUUUAGGACAAAGGGAGGUAACUUCAAGAACGUUGAAAUUAUCUCCCUUCUCCCUGGUAAAAUGACUUUAGGUCAGGUUGACAUGAUCUUUUUCUGUCAUGAAGGCUUCUUGUGGUUUCAGUGAAUAAGAACAGCAGUUAUAUUUUAGUCAUCAGAUUGAUGAAAUGAUCAUUCAUACAAACUGUAAUAUCAUGACACAGAUGCCAAAAUAUUGACUUUUUAUGACAGCCAAUAUUAUUAAGUUUUUCUGACAUGCACAUGCUCUAAUUCAAUGGUUGAUAACGUUUUAUUUUUACAUAACUGCUUACACUGACGCCAAAUCUUUCAAUGUUAAUGGAUUGAAGUCACUGCCAAUAACUGAAAUUACAUACUCCCAUAUUCUUCAGAUUUACGUUCAUGCAGCAUUUUACUGAGUGUUUUAAAUUACUUUAACAGACUAGAGCAAUAUUUUAAGAUGUAUAUGGAUCAAAUGAUUCUGUUUGCAACUAAUUUUAUCAUAUAUAUUGAUAUAGGGCAGCUGUGCUGAUACAGAUCCCGAGUUGGUGAUACCAUUAUCAGCUGACAGUGGCCGCAGGAGACAAGUGAAGCAGAAAAUGUUUUCCAUGUUGUCCAAUACUGUAAAUCUUGAAAUUAACGCGAUCGUGAAUAAAAUGUGAAAAAUGCGAGUGGUCUCUGUUCGCAAAACUUCGCAUUUUUGUCUCGAAAAUUACUAUCAACAAUAAAAAGGCCUCACUGCACACUUUGGAUAGCGGAAAUACCAACUUAAAUAUAAACACUAACACGGUUAUUGAACAGUAGUUGUAACAAGUAUAUAAAAUGUCAUUCAAAGAAUAGAAAUUAAACAAUAGGCAUCCGGUGAGUUAUCACUGCUGGGGUCAAGAGUUCUACCCACUCGUGUCAAAGUAGGUAUCACUGACCACUCCAGCAGUCCAGACAGACGCCACCCAUGCAACACUUCAUCAAAGGCCGACACGACCCAACACGCACCGAUAUGCAUCAUUCCACUGGGGAUGGGGUGGAGGGAGUCGCAUUGAUAUUGAGUCGCAUUUUUGGCUAGGGGUCAGCAGUCGUAUUAAUUUGGAGACGCAUUAAUUUUAAGAUUUACAGACUCCAACUUGUAUUUUAAGGUAUUAGUCUGUGAUCCCAUGAUCUGGUACCAGAAGUUUAUAAUACAGUGGAACCUGGUGUAACCAAACUGUGCAGUCCAGAUUAGACAAAAAUUUAAUUCUUGUUAAUGAGCUAUCUCUGUUGUAUCUCACAGUCAAAUUAAGUUUGUAAUAGUAAGUGUUUGAAAGGCAUUCAGAAGUGAUACACAUUUAUUGAUGUCAACUUCUUUAUUAUGAGGGACAAUGUUUCGGAGUAUAUGCUUACUCCUUCAUUCACCUGAUGAAGGAGUAAGCAUAUACUCCAAAACGUUAUGUUCCUCAUAAUAAAGAAGUUGACAUCCAUAAAUUCUCUUCCCUUUGAAAUAAUAGUUUCACCUCAAGAAGAGAUAGAUCCGAAUUAGUCUCGGACAGAUUCCACUGUAUUGGGGGUCUCUGGUUUGCCCACUGAGGCAGUGAUCUUCAAAUCAUUUGGUUCACUGAUCUACCAACCUAAUAUUUCAUAUAAGUUUACGGGCGGUGGGGUAGCCUAGUGGUUAAAGCGUUCGUUUAUCACGCCGAAGACCCAGGUUAGAAUCCCCACAUGGGUACAAUGUGUGGAGCCCAUUUUUGGUGUCCCCUGCCCAAAUUGUUGCCCAGAUAUUUUGUAGCCUUAAAAUACAUCCAAUAACAUUGAACAUUCGUUUUUUGUGUAUCUUCUUGAUACAUAUCAUCUCCUAAACCUUGUAUCAUCAAAGCCCCAAAUUAAAAGUGAUUUAUUAACUUCAGGUUUAAAGUGACAUCUGUAAGUACCAGGAUUCAGUGUAUAGUCUCUAUUCCCUUAUUAGGAAGUCUGUGUAUAUAUAUUGUUAAACUUAAGACCACAUUGUUAUUGUUUUUGUCUCAAAUAUAGACUGUCCAGUCCAUGGUACCAUUGACUGUUGGUUGAUAAAAGUGUCCGGUCCCACUUGCACAAAGCAAUGGUAGCUCCACGACAAGUGCAAAUCUGAGGAAAUUAAACCAGUGAGUUUCCCAUUACAAAACUAAUGAAUGAAAUGGUUAUUUUACCUCAGAGGAUAAUACAAAUGAAUUCCUUUUUAAACUGUUUUCUCUUCGUAUUUUAUUCAUUGAAUCAAACAUACAAAAUAUCAAAUGAAUUUUGUGUUGUCUCUUUGGGAUUAGAACAUUGUAAUCAAUUUGAGACUAAAAUAAUCAACAUGGACGCUGUAGGCACAUUUGUUUUCAAAACAGUUAUACAACUGGUUUAAUUUAUUCAUCAAGUUGUAUUAUUUCAUUUGACAAGUGAUUAACGUAAAUAAAAUGUGGAGGAGCAGUUUUCAAACUAUCGCUGUUCCUAAUAUUGAUUUUAAGCUAGUGUUGAGAAUAAACACAAAAGUUUUAAUAAGGUGUUUUUAUGAUGUUUUAAAUUUCUGACAGGUCAUUUUAAGAUUGGUUUGUUUCCAAAUGUUUUUAAAUUGUGCUUGAAAAUGCAAUUAUUUUAUCAUAGAGAUUGAACCAUUGGACUGAAAAUGAAAUCUACCACAUUCUGAGGAUCUCGUAUAUAAUAUUUCAUACAUACUGCUUAAGUAUACCAUAUGCUCAAUGCUAGUGAUUAUUACAUGUUGGCCUAAGCAAUGCAUUUAGAUGUCAUGUAUGUGAUGUAGCAGUAUAACAGUGUCUAAUCAAAAGUACACAUUCCAUUGUUUUAAAUAAUUUGUGUGUGUUGAGUUCCCUUUGUUUGUGGCACCCUGUAUUCAAAGGGACCGGUUAUUUAAUAUUUCCUGUCAUGGAGUGUGAAGUCCAAACCCCGCCCACAAUCUGUAUCCAAUCAACGUCUGACCUAAUUUGGUGUUCACAUUGAAAGCCUGGAUUAAAUUCCCCAACAUUCAUGAUGUGUGAAGAUCUUUGAGGGUUUAUGAGACAGUCUGACAAAAAAAUUGAAAUUAGAAAAGAGUUUUGAGAAUAAGAUGAAAUGAAAUACACAUCUUGCCAUGUAAAAAGUUGUUUUUAUUUUCACUCAUUAGCACCAGUGCUAAUCUGGAAGCUGAAAAUUAAAAAAUAUUUUUCGACCACCAAAAUGAAUCUUAUACCAAACAUUUUGUAAACCAACUAAUAAUAGAUAAACAGCCUCACUGUCCCUGCCAGGAUAUUGCUGAAAUGUGGCUGAAGCUGUGAUAAACAUUCUCACUUGUGACACCUAAUCACUUUAUUUCAUGAAAAUGUAAAAUAUUUAUCAUUUAUGGAGUUGGUGGGUAAGCAAGAUGUAGAAGCGUUCACUCAUCACACCAGACACCCAUUCUUGAUUCCCUACAAUGUCUGGCGCCAAUUCUUUAACAGUAAAAUCUCUCCUUGCAACGAACGUCCCAGUAAUAUUUAGCAUCCCCAAAUUAUUCAAUGACACUCCCCAUUCUUAUGUUAAAUGAACGGUCCUUGUUGGAGAAUGUAGAUACCUUUGUAUGUUAUUUUAUGUUUAUCAGUUUCUCAUGGUAGAUAAAAUAUAUUCCUUAACAUAUGACAUAAAAGGGAAAGCUCUCUGUUAUCUCCCCUCAUAGUGCUUGUUUGUCAUUUGGUUGUGAAGAAAAACAUUCGUAACUUACCCUAUUUAACACAUCCUUACAUCUGUAUUCUACAGGGCCCCGUUCCAUGAAGCAAAAGUAGCGCUGCGACAGUCGUAAGUCUAUGUUGAAGUAUGGUAGUUACGAUCAUCUUAGCGCUACGAUCACUUUGUGGAAUGGGGUCCUGGGUCCCGUUCCACAAAGCGAUUGUAGCGCUGCGACAGUCGUAAGUCUAUGAUGAAGUAUGGUAGUUACGAUCAUCUUAGCGCUACGAUCACUUUGUGGAACGGGGCCCUGGCCAAUAAGGUCACUCUGAUUCAGCUCCAGUGACAUCCAAGCACGCAAACCAAGUCCAUCAGCCAGUCCACAUCUACAGUAUCAACAGUAAAACGUUGGUUCCAUGGAUAUUUUUUGUGGUUUAUGCCAUGUGCUCUGUUUAUAUCUGAAUUAUUUGACACCAUUCAACCUUCAUUUCAUUAUCGCAAGUGUUGCUGAACAAAACUAACCUUUAUUUGUAUUUUUAUUUCACAUUUCUGGAUUUACAUUGUGGGACUACUUUUUUUCAAAUUUUUGACAGAUUUCUUCAUUCACCUCUUCUGUUUAAUGGUAUGUCGUGAUCCAAACUUGAGUUAAGUUCCAAUUCAUUUUUUAGCCUUUAAGUAAAAGAGUUUAUAAGGCGAGAGCUCCAUGGGCAUUUAGCAAUUGGAAAUAAUGAUAACAGAGUAUUAUGGACAGCCUCUUUAGUAUACAUGCACAACAUUUCAGGGCUUCUUCUUGCCCCUUCGUCAGGUGGAUGGAUUCAUACUUUUAGAGAAAGAGGGGUUUUUAAUCGUAAGAUACAUAGAAUUUCCUUUAUAAUUAACUUCAGGUUCCAGUGAAAAUAUAUAGAACCGUUCCUGUAAUUGAAUGAUGUAGCGCCCCUCUCUGAGAACAACGUCUAAGAUACUGUAUAUCGCAUGUUACAUCCAGGUAAUGUGUCCUUCAAAUUUGGAAAUGGAAGCUGGUAAUGCUAUCUUUGCAUCUUUAUUUUAAAUGAGAGAAAAUGUAAAUGUAAAUGUAUGGAAUUAUUGUAACAGUGUACUGGUACAUCUCUGAAGGAGGAAGUUGUGAGGACUGAACUGAUGUGUGUGGUGUCAUUCCUGUGUAUGUUUGUUUAUUCUGUCCCACAUGAGCGUGGUGACAGGGAGCUUACUAAUGUCUCCAGUUCAUCCCAAGGUUAAUCUGUGUAUAUUUUGGUUGUUUAAGUUGUAAAUAUCAUAUAAAUACAUAUAAAUAUAUAUAUUUGGAAUAAUAUGUUAAUAUGUGAGAGAAGAUUGUGGAAAAAAGUGUAUUUUGAAAAAUCAAAAUAUAUCAUGAAUAAAAAAUGAAUAAUA